AUGAGUAAAAAGACGUCAGAUAAAUGGUGCGAAAUAUGUGGCGAUAGCGCUGUCGGGAGAAAUUUUGGUGCAAUCACUUGCGUGUCGUGUAAAGCUUUCUUCAGACGAAACGCAAUCAAAGAUGUGGUUUGUUAUUUAGAGGACAAAUGUGUGAUUGAAGUGAAAACCCGAAAACUUUGCAAAAAGUGUCGUUUCGAAAAGUGCCUUGCUGCUGGAAUGAGAAAGGAAUUCAUACAAAACAAAGAGCAGAAGGAAUUGAGAAGAAUUACAAUCGAAGAAAACAAGCGAAAGAAAGCCGACCGACGGGACAGUAAUGACAAUAAGAUACAGGAGUCG
This is a messenger RNA of Oppiella nova, 336 nucleotides long. Lineage: Eukaryota; Metazoa; Arthropoda; Arachnida; Sarcoptiformes; Oppiidae. The record is from the annotation of a GenBank genome assembly.